AUGACAAACCAGAAGUCAGGAUUCCUCAGCAGUGUGCUGUGUAAAUGGCAUGCACAGGCCACUCUCAUAGGUAAAUAUCUGCUGCCGGUGUUGCUGCUCAUCAGAUUUGUGAUGCUGGGUGCCGCAGUGCAGACAGUCUGGUUGAACGAUAGAGAGGAAUUUCUGUGCAGCACCCAGCAGCCCGGCUGUGAGGUGACCUGUUUUGAUGCAGUCACACCUCUGUCUUUACCUCGUUUAUGGACGCUACAGUUGGUUCUCGUUUUGGCUCCUGGUCUGGUUUUCCUCUGCUACCUGAUCCACCUCACCAACCAGGAAACCCAGGUGAGGAAUAGUGCAGAGGGGGUCAAAGGUCACACUUUGGCGGCAUAUCGGGCCUGCGUGGUGUUUGUAAUUUUAGUAGAGGUUGGAUGUAUCGUGGCUCAGUGGUGCCUCUAUGGUUUCAAGUUAUCUACUGAUUUCAGCUGUGGGAGGUCUCCAUGUCCUAUGAGAGUAGACUGUUUCCUUCCCCGUGCAUGGGACAAGACAGUAUUCCUUCGUAUUAUGUUCACAGCCUCCAGCAUGUCCAUCCUUCUGAAUGUAGUGGAGGCAGUUUGCAUGUUGAGAGCCAAGCUGAGGCGGACAGACGGUGGAGAAACCCUGCAGUCCGGUUCAGAGGUUGAAGAGAGCGUCUUGAGUCGGCUGCUGGCCCUGUGGCACUCACAUGCUGGUUUCCUGGGUAAAAUAGUCCUCCCAGUGUUGCAGCUGGUCCAAAUUGUUCUUGUCGGGGCCGCGGUGCAGCCACUUUGGAGCCAUGACUUAAAAUACUUUGUUUGUGACACUGAUCAGCGAGCCUGCAGUAGGGAAGCCUAUAAUUUCGCCUUCCCCUUCUCUUGGCAUCAAUACUGGACGCUACAGGUGGUUUUUGUUUUGGCUCCUGGUCUGAUUUACUUCUCCUACUUGGUGUACCUCCUGGUGACACAAAAACAGAGUGAAACAGGAACUGUGAUUAAACGUCAGACCCUGUGGGCAUAUUUGGGCUUCUUAUCAGCUGUCGUCCUGCUGGAGCUGGGAUUUGCAGUGGGGCAGUGUUUGAACUAUGGUGUUCUUCUCCCUUCAAUGUUCAGGUUGUAUACACGCCGAUGUGUCGACAUAAUUAAAUGUUAUUUCUCCCAACCUACUGAGAAGUCAGUGUUCAUGAUCAUCAUGUUAGUUCUGGCCCUUCUGUCAGUCCUGUUGACCCUGGUGGAGAUGUGCAUGGUGUUGAAGACCAAGAAGCCCUGGAAAAAGCGCGAGGACAACAGAGAGAACAGCAUCCCGUGCACUGAGAUGAUGUCGAACGACAAAGAAGAAGGCGAUGCUUAA
Pelmatolapia mariae (spotted tilapia) is the source of this 1341-nucleotide messenger RNA. Its product is annotated as gap junction alpha-3 protein-like. The record is from RefSeq and is a predicted model, not a curated record. Gene Ontology annotation, cellular component: connexin complex. NCBI's taxonomy places the organism in Eukaryota, Metazoa, Chordata, Actinopteri, Cichliformes, Cichlidae. Gene Ontology annotation, molecular function: gap junction channel activity. Gene Ontology annotation, biological process: cell-cell signaling. The coding region runs from base 1 to 1341 and encodes 446 amino acids. The transcript is spliced from 10 exons.